This is a messenger RNA of Cryptococcus deneoformans JEC21, 1176 nucleotides long. RefSeq names its product thiol-disulfide exchange intermediate, putative. Lineage: Eukaryota; Fungi; Basidiomycota; Tremellomycetes; Tremellales; Cryptococcaceae. The record is from RefSeq and is a predicted model, not a curated record. Bases 61 to 996 code for a protein of 311 amino acids. The transcript is spliced from 8 exons.
ACGUCCACGCUCUUAGCGUAUUGAUAUUCACUGUCACUGCUCAUAAUCAUUUUACCUACAAUGGCUGGUGGUAUUCAAAACAUUACAUCCGCAGCAGAGUUUGACGGUAUCGUCCGUUCAUUACCCCCCUCACGUUUGCUCGUCGCAGACUUCUAUGCCCAAUGGUGUGGACCUUGCCACGCCAUCGCGCCUGUAUUAGAGCAACUGGCUGGCGCUUAUAAGCAUGUUACGUUUGUUAAAAUUGACGUAGAUCAACAAAGAGAGCUUGCCUCAAGGUUCAGGAUAACUGCUAUGCCCACUUUCAAACUCUUGAAAGGCGGUAGAGAGGUUGACCAGCUGCGAGGCGCCUCCCCUCCUCAGCUCAGCCAAUUGGUCUCUCGGCACGCGGGGACUGCGCCCCCGCCCACAGCGACCGCUAGCUCCGGCUCCAAAUCGCAAGUAGCUACAGGUGAAAUAACGGAAUCUCUCCUCAAGCAGGUCAUAUCAAAGGGACUCAACUGUCUCAAUGAAGCCAAAGAACAUCCACUAUCUUCUAUCCUCGGACCUGAAAAGGGUCCUCGAGGCAACUCCUACCUUGAAUCGGAUGUUGAUCCUGAGCUCCUUAUAUCUAUACCUUUUCAAGAUGCCGUUAAGCUGAAAGCCAUCUCAAUCUUUUCCGGUAUCAGCCCUUCUCAAGCACCCAAAACAGUGAAGCUGUUUAUUAACCAGCCCAACAUCGGCUUCGAUGAUGCGGAAAACGAGGCGCCUGCCCAAGAAUUGAUUUUGACCCCAGAGCAAGUCAAAGGAGACAGAAUUCCAUUGCGAUACGUGAGGUUUCAGAACGUGAGAAGCUUGCAUAUCUUGGUAAAGGACAAUCAGGAGGACGAGGAGACCACCAGAAUUGACUCAAUUGACGUGUAUGGUGCUCAGGGUGAAAAACUCGACGCCGGUGUCACUUCACAGUCUUCUGCUGGUACCGGCAGUAUGCUCGAGAAGCUCUUAGCUUCGGGUAAAUAAUUAUUACACAUCGUUCGCGCCAUUAAUAUAAGUGUUUGGGUCACAUCUCCCCAUGUAGCUAAGCCCAAUGUCUUUCCUGUUUUAUACAAAGAACCUGGUAUGGUAAUAGAAACUGCUUUGUCAUGGAGUUGAUCAUUCCUUUCGAUAUGAGUAUAGACGUGUACAUGUAAAUCGAAUGAC